Molecule: messenger RNA, 768 nt
Organism: Zygotorulaspora mrakii
Lineage: Eukaryota; Fungi; Ascomycota; Saccharomycetes; Saccharomycetales; Saccharomycetaceae
Gene: MCO32
Product: Mco32p
Exons: 1
Coding region: 1-768 (255 amino acids)
Source: RefSeq, a predicted model, not a curated record
AUGUUUCUGCAUAUCAAACACUUCGAGUGCGCUUCACGAUCUUUAAGCCAUUUAACAAGGAUACGUAUGAGUCAUACAUGUUACCGAUUAUAUUCUCUGCGGCAUGCUAAUUUAGGCACGAUGACAGAGUAUCUUACAAAGAAAGGGGUCCCGAAUUUUCUACAGGAGCCCUUCGAAGAUUCAAUAAUAGACAAAAACAUCAAGCUAAGGCUGCUGCCAACGACACAUCCCUAUUUUCCCGUAUUAAGUGGUAAAACGAAGUACAAGGCGUCCAUUAAUGCCAUUAGACUUCUUACAAAUAAACUAAUACUAACCAGGAGAAGCCAACUACUCAUAACUUCGGUGCUAACACUGUUAAGAGACGACAAAGAUAGUUUGGCCAAGCAGAAGCAGUUUAAUUGCUGUACGAAGAACGAUAAAUUGGUUAUUAAUUGGCAAAGUUGUUCCUCGAAAGAGGAAUGUGAGAAGCCAAUAAGAAAUCAAAAAGGUAGAGUGACCCCUUUUCCAACAAUGAAAGAUUCGAAGCCUCCAUUCCUAGACUUUGUAUUCCAUCCUUCUUCAAAAUCCGUUUCCGGAGAUGCUGUAUCUGCUCAAGUCGAUUCUCUGAAUCCGUAUGAAACAAAUGACAGUAAAAAUUCCAGGAUUAUAAAGGGUGUCUUCAUUUUUGAAUUCAAUGAUGACAAUUCCCAUAUCCUUGCACAUACAUUUGAAGACAUUCAAAUGAUAGACUUUGAGAAGAAGGUGCCUACUGGGGCCUUAGCAUGUUAG